CAAGCCGCCUUCCUUUCCAGGCCAUUGCAAAUCGCAAUCCAACUCGAACUGCUCUCCCCGCUCCAGAUCGAUUCGCCCACGCCGCGCCGCCCGGCGAGCGAUCGACGAAUCGAUCCCGCUAGCCACCCCACCUCUCCCCUGCGCUAGAUCCGUCGAUAUGGCGCAGCCCCCCGCAGGCGGCGGCGGCGGCGGCGGCGGCCACCACUGGCUGGCGACGGCGCCCCCGGACCUCCGCGCCAAAGUGGUUAGAAAGAUAAUUAAGACUUUGCCCCGACCCAAUGGGCCGCCAGAUCAGCAUCAGCUUGCACACCUCCACGCCGUUGCCUCCCGAUAUGAGGCCAGGGUGUUCGGGGCUGCCACCAGCAUGCAAGAUUACAUUACGACAGUAAGCAAGAAGAUGACGCAGAUUCAGAACAGAGACCAAACGUCUGCCCAUGCUGCCUCAAACCUUCAGCAACCGGCGCAAAUGGGAUCCCAAAUGCAGCAGGCCAAUGCAGCGCAAGCUAAUUACUCUGUAAGGCCACUCCAAAUGGCACCGGCUGCCCGGCCGUCAGCAACACAUCAGACGCAACACCCGCCCAGCCAUAUCUCCAGUGGCUUGUGUAAUCUGCAGCCCCAGCCCCAGCCUCAGCCACGCUUGAUGGGGAUAAUGAAUCAGCAACACCUGAGGAGGGUCAACCAAAUGCAGCGGGUGCAGCAGGCCAAUGUCGCCGUGAUGCAGAAUGGGCACCCUGGAGGACAGAACAAGAACAACCAGCAAUAUGAAAGCCCUCCAACUUCAGAGAUAAUCACAAGGAAUAAUGCUGAAGAAGUCGAAUGGAGGGAGGACUUGUUCCAGAAGAUCACAUCACUCAAGGAUGCCCACUUCACUGAGCUCAUGGAAUACGACCGAGCGUUGGAUGUUUGCGAUAUAACAAAUGAACAGUUCGAGUCGAUGCCUGAAAAGAAAGCUGACAGAUGCAGGAAAUUACAAAAAAUCAAGGGAAUGAUACAGACUGUGCUGAGCUUCCUUCAGCUCCAGAAAGGCAACAUUCCCAAACAGGCCAUGGGCCAGUUGGGCAAAUUCCAAGACAUAAUAUCUGGUCUGCGGCAAUUCUUCAGGAUGGAAAGAAAAAAAGCUACGAUCGCAGCGAGGAACUGUCGCGAGCUGCCUCAUGUCGCGAGUCCAGCUGGCACCACGGCACCACCCACUAGUGGCAUGGAUACGCAGCAUGAACAUCGAGAGGUCCCUGCAGUUGAAACCAUCUCGUCGCAGCCAACACAGAGCAGUCCGACGAGAUCAACUCCCCUGGCUUUGGAACCAAAUGAGAGCAACACCGCCAACUUGGCAGGUGAAGCAGAGGAUGAUGGUCAGGCUGAGAUGCUGGGUGAAGCUGGGGCACCGGUAGCUGACGCGGCAACAUUCACCGGAGGAACAUGUAGCCAGGAAGAACAUCCAGCAGAUGAAACGGUUAUUCCUCAGAUGUCACAGAACGUUCCUCCUGGAGGAACAUAUAGCCAGGAAGAAGAUCAAGAGAAUACAGAAGACGAACCGGUUAUUUCUGAGUUGACACAGAACGCUCCUCCUGAAGGAACAUGUAUCCAGGAAGAAGAACAGCAAGAGCAGGCGGUCAUUAUCCCUGAGUUGACACAGAACGUUCCUCCUGGAGGAAUGACUCAACCGGCUCAGCAGCAAGACCGUAGCGCGGAUCAAGCCGAAUCACCCAACGAGGCCUGUGUCACAGCCGAAGCGCCGGUAUCCAUGGAUCAGCCACCGAUCAAGAGCGGAGACAAGGCGGAAGCGCUCCGCGGGUUAGCCCGUGAAUUGGGGCUGAACCUUGGGCGCAGCACCCGCCUCCGCAGGACCAUCGACAGCGUGUCCUGUGAGGAGGAGGAAACAUCGGAGCCUGAAUCCAAGAGGCAGAAAAUGCAGAGCUUCGGCUACGGCUACAUCACCGACAGAGUGCUGGACGAGGUCAGAGACGCGCACAGGGCGCUGCUCGAGACGGAGGUCAGCAUCAUCAGCGACACCACGGGAGCAGCUGCUGCAGCGGACGGUCCGUCGAUGGUGGUCGGGUUCUUCUACACCGCCGUGACGCUCCCGCCGGACUUCAGGGGGGCCUUCGAGGUGUCCGAGGUGUACGCGAAGCUGCUCGUCCCCGCCGAUUACCCACGGAGCUCUCCGGCGGUGCUGCCCCGCGGCGAACUGCGAGAGGGCUUUCCAUGCUCGGUGGACGCGGCGUUUCAAGACGCCUUCAGCAAGCUCCCGGAGCACAGAUCCAUCGUGGACAUUGCCAGGGCGUUUGACUCGUGCGUGCGGAGCGUCGUUGCUGAAUUUGUGAAGAUGAUUAGGAUGUGGGAAUUGGAAAGUUACAUGGAAUCGAGGAGGCAGUACAUGCAAAAUUAUGACCCUAGGAUGGGAUCAUGUAUAUGCAAGUAAGAAAAGUUCAAACUUGGUAUAUGUAGAACAUGUAUAGGAGGAGGAAAUUGUUUGCUGCAGAGCUGAUUCAAUAGUAAACAUGCAGGGAACAGCUGCCUUAAUUAUACCGUACAAUGUUGUUCAUGUUUAUGUGGAAAACAAUUUGGUGUUUGGCAUGGAAAAUUGCAUCUCCCUAG
Brachypodium distachyon (stiff brome) is the source of this 2595-nucleotide messenger RNA. RefSeq names its product mediator of RNA polymerase II transcription subunit 15a. Gene Ontology annotation, biological process: regulation of DNA-templated transcription. NCBI's taxonomy places the organism in Eukaryota, Viridiplantae, Streptophyta, Magnoliopsida, Poales, Poaceae. The transcript is spliced from 2 exons. The record is from RefSeq and is a predicted model, not a curated record. The coding region runs from base 158 to 2419 and encodes 753 amino acids. Gene Ontology annotation, molecular function: chromatin DNA binding; transcription coactivator activity.